AUGCUUCGACACGGCCGCGCAGGUGUGCCCAUGGAAGUUAUGGGUCUGAUGCUGGGCGAGUUCGUGGAUGACUUUACCGUCAAGGUUAUGGAUGUGUUUGCUAUGCCCCAGAGUGGCACCGGCGUUAGUGUCGAGGCCGUCGACCCUGUUUUCCAGACGAAGAUGAUGGAUAUGCUUCGACAGACAGGAAGACCCGAGUCGGUUGUCGGAUGGUACCACUCGCAUCCUGGUUUCGGCUGCUGGCUUUCGUCGGUUGAUAUAAAUACUCAACAAUCGUUCGAGCAAUUGAACCCCCGUGCCGUGGCUGUCGUCAUCGAUCCCAUCCAGUCCGUUAAGGGCAAAGUCGUCAUUGACGCUUUCCGACUCAUCAACCCCCAGCUUUUGAUGCUGGGACAAGAACCAAGACAAAGCACAAGUAACUUGGGUCACCUCAACAAACCCUCAAUUCAAGCCCUUAUCCACGGUUUGAACCGACAUUACUACUCGAUCGGCAUCGACUACCGCAAGACGGCUCUCGAAGAGAACAUGCUCAUGAACCUGCACAAGCACGUGUGGACCGAGGCUCUGGAGAUGAACGAUUUCCGACAUGAGGGUUGCAAAAAUAAGGAUCGACUGCAGCAGCUGGUUACGUUGGCAGAUGGCUAUGAGAAGCGAGUGAAGGAAGAGACCGAGUUGACCAAAGAUCAGCUUAAGACCCGAUACGUUGGCAAGUUGGAUCCCAAGAAGCAUCUCGAGGAUGUUGGCCAGGAGCUCAUCGAAGACAACAUUGUUUCUGUGUCGAGACAAAUGAUUGACAAAGAGGCGACCAUGCCCAAAAGGGAGACGCCAGCAGGUUCAAAGGGACAAGUGAAUGGCGAGGAGAUGGACGUGGAGGAGGAGUUAUGA
Fusarium poae is the source of this 885-nucleotide messenger RNA. It is a transcript of the gene RPN11, whose product is annotated as multicatalytic endopeptidase. Bases 1 to 885 code for a protein of 294 amino acids. Gene Ontology annotation, molecular function: metallopeptidase activity; proteasome binding; protein binding. Gene Ontology annotation, cellular component: proteasome regulatory particle, lid subcomplex. The record is from RefSeq and is a predicted model, not a curated record. Lineage: Eukaryota; Fungi; Ascomycota; Sordariomycetes; Hypocreales; Nectriaceae. The transcript has 2 exons. Gene Ontology annotation, biological process: protein deubiquitination; proteasome-mediated ubiquitin-dependent protein catabolic process.